This is a messenger RNA of Paramecium tetraurelia, 873 nucleotides long. RefSeq lists its product as uncharacterized. The record is from RefSeq and is a predicted model, not a curated record. NCBI's taxonomy places the organism in Eukaryota, Ciliophora, Oligohymenophorea, Peniculida, Parameciidae. The transcript is spliced from 4 exons.
AUGAAUAAAGAAAAGGAUAACCAAGAACUAUUAAUAGGAAAGGAUUGGGAAGGAAACCAAAUUCAUAUCCAUAAUGAGGAUCUUCACAAAGCAGAAUACGUUGAUGUUUAAGCUAUGUUAAAUGAUACGCUUGAUAAAUUGGACAAAAUAGAGAAGAUAGAAAUAUUUAUGACGUUCCUCAACUUUACAACGAAAGCUUUGUCUCUCUAUCUUGUCCUGAUUUAUUUUGACACUGUCUUCAAAUAUGAUUCUCUCUUGCUAUUCAGUUAUCUCCUAUAUGCAUUGCUUGAAUUGGUUGCCUUUGGAGCAGCAUUUGCAGUUGUUUUGAGUGCCCGAAUCAUAUCAGCCUUAUUGGGAGUGAACGUAUUCUAUUUAGACAGCUUCAUUUAUUUACCCAUCUUGUAUUCUUUAUUCAAGUUUUGCUUUGUGGUAACCUUUCUUGUGUAAUCAUUAACCGUUGUGAUCUUUUCUAAGUUUUCCCAUUGGAUAUUCCCCUUAGUUCUAAUAGCCUCACUCUUUGUAACUCUCAUAUUACAAGUUAGUCGAUUGAUCCUGAUGGUUGGAGGGAAGGUUAGUUCGGUUUCGAAGUGUUUUGAUACCAACUGGAUAUUCAAGAUAUUGGCUCCUGAGAAUUGGUAGAAGAGUUACCAAUUCACAAGGAAUAUGCUCUAUCAAUUUUUGAAUAUCUUCGAAGAACUCAAUCCGGAGUACAAGGAAUUCAUUCAGAAAGGGUACAAGUACUAGAAGUAAGUGAUUGAGUUGAAAGAAGACAUUGAAUGGGCGAAGGAUUUCAUCAAAAGAUCCAUAAUAGAAAAUAACGAUGUCCCAGGCAAUCCUUCUUCAAACAAAUAAUCUCUUGUCAUAUAAUCAUGA